Molecule: messenger RNA, 2339 nt
Organism: Marchantia polymorpha subsp. ruderalis
Lineage: Eukaryota; Viridiplantae; Streptophyta; Marchantiopsida; Marchantiales; Marchantiaceae
Source: the annotation of a GenBank genome assembly
GAGAGCUUUGAAUUGGCAACAUAUCAAAUUGCUUGCAGCUCAAAAUCCAGUAGCCAUGUGGCAGAAAUUGUUUGCCAAUGAGUAGCAGUCCUGGAAUUCCUCAUUGAAGCAGAUCUGUGUCAGGAAACGACCAGAUUCGAACAAGAGCAGCAAACUGAAAUUAUGUCAUUCGACGAGGACCCAUUCGGAGAGAAGGAAAGGAUGAUGGGAGGGAAGAGAAAUCAAAUGAAGUAGGGUUUGAACGGACGCGCGAAGAAUCCAGACAGGAGUGCAAAUUGCAGGAGACUCGAAAGCACGAGCACGGAAUUGUGGGAAUGCGGGAUUUGCUGGAAUGAUCGAAUGCUCGAUUGGAUGGAGGAAUUUUGACUUCAGACAGUCAGACUGACCGCCGCGAUGGCACGGGAAGUGGAAGCGGAGGAGGACGAAGAGGAGAGUGGAGAGUUGGGCCAGGAGACGCCGAGAAGCUCCGAAGGUGUGGCGAAAGGGAGCCGUGGUUAUGGUGGAGGCGGCGGAGGAGCCGACGAGGACGAAGGAAGCGUGGAGGAUGAGGGGUAUGGGCUGAAUUUGGAGACCCGGAGGUAUUCGGUUGUCCAGCGAGGUGAGCAGGAGGAUGGCGAAGCUGAUGAUGAUGAUAUUGGAGAUGAAGAUGACAGUCAUGCGAAUGAAGAUUUGAGUUUGCACAUUGUCGAGAAAGCCAAGAAGAGGCGGAAGCUAGAGCCUCGGGCGGCAGAUGAGGGUGUUGUCAUUAUAGAUGGUCGUGCAGAGGAGGAGCUGAUUGUUGAGAAGCGCAGCAGUGAGGGAAAUUCUGUUGCUGCAGACGAGUGCAAAGAACCGUUGUCCAGGAGCGAUACUCCGGAGGAAGGCGAGCUACAGGAGGACGGCGAAGGAAACCUUGUGCUUGCCGCAGACCUUUUCGAAGCAGAGGACGCCCCAGAUGAAGGUGGAGGAAAGAAGAGGAAAAAGAGGAAGAAAGAAAAGAAAGAAAAGAAGAAGAAGAAGAAAGGCGGAGACAACGAUCAAACUAAAGCAAAAUCUCACGUGAAAGAAGUGAAACUUCUUGAUGCAGAGGAGAGUAUGGUCAUGCGCAAACUUUUGCGUGGACCACGUUAUUUCGAUCCUCCAGAAGAGCAGGAUCAGUCGUGCUAUAAUUGUGGCAAAGUUGGUCAUCUGGCCGUCGAUUGUGCCGAAGGUCGCCGACUCAAGCCUUGCUAUGUCUGUGGAACUUUUGGACACGAUGGAAGGGACUGUCCUCAGAAAACAGAUUGUUACAUCUGCGGGAAAGUAGGCCAUAUUGCAAAGAACUGUCCCAACAAGGGAUUACGGACUCCGACAAGUAGAGGAGAUGAGUUUAUCUGUCUCCUGUGUGGACGCUCUGGUCACGAAGCUCCAACGUGUUAUUAUGAGUACGACGAACAGGACUUGGAGCAAGUGCAAUGCUACAUCUGCAAGGAGUUCGGACACCUGUCGUGUGUUGAUAUUGUGGACACUUCUCCUGUACCUGUCUCGUGUUUCAUGUGUGGCGAAAUGGGUCAUACUGGAACGGGUUGUACGCGGACUCGCAGAGCAGAUAGAGAUAGAGAUAGAGCAGGAGGUGACAAGGACAGAACCGCCUCGUUAUGUUUUAAGUGUGGCGAAGAAGGGCAUUUCGCUCGAGAAUGCAGCAAGCAGCGUCGUCCAUGGCCCGCUCCAUGGCCACCUGAAGAGCAAGGUUUGUCCCCCGCGGACUUUUCUACUCCUGGUUCGAAACACCAAAGACGUAACGGAGGGGUGCCCCGAUGGAUGGACUUGCAGUCACGGGAAGGGAGAUGGACGCCUCCAGCAAGGGCUCACCAAUCAGAUUUGUACGCCGGUUACAGCCGGGGAUAUGGCUCGUCUUCUAAACGACAAGACAAUACAGCCCUUGCAGAAAACAACGACGAUGAUUAUAUGGGGCCUAUUGACAACUUUGUUACAAGUUCAAAAGAGAACUUCAAGUCUCGUCGUAGGAAAAGUUGGACCGCUGGUGGAGGUGGACGAAAGCGACCAUAGAUCAAAGAACCAAUUUUAUAACCGUGCGAUGCUGAUGUGCAGCGAGCGCCGUAGAAAUAAACUUCUUGAUGGGUUUUCAUCUCAAAAAGUGAAGCGUUUCGAAGUGUACUUUUUUCUCGUGAUUUUUGGUCACAGGUGAAGAAGGAUUCACAGGUGCACAGUUUGUAGAACCAUGAGGUAUCUGUAAAGAAGGCCAUGUUUGAAAUUCUUCCUUUGUUUCGAAGAGGUGGAGCACAUUUUGUACUUGCCAGUGGAAAUUAAACGUAAGCUCAGAUGACCGUGUCUACCAAGGUCUGCAGUCUUUCAAAAUC